Molecule: messenger RNA, 918 nt
Organism: Sorex fumeus (smoky shrew)
Lineage: Eukaryota; Metazoa; Chordata; Mammalia; Eulipotyphla; Soricidae
Product: zinc finger protein 479-like
Exons: 2
Source: RefSeq, a predicted model, not a curated record
AUGCUCAUCCCCCUGGAGACCGGUCAGGUGGACAUGGAGGUGAAGGUCGUGAGCAUCAAAACCUGGGACCAUGUGAGGAAGACCAAUCUGGUCCAGGAGUGUGGCAAGGCCUUCACUCAGUCAUCAAGCCUCAGUAGACAUGCAAUCAUUCACACUGGAGAGAAACCUUAUAGAUGUAAAGAAUGUGGAAUGGCCUUUUUUUGGGCCUCAAGACUUAGUUUACAUAGGAGAAGUCACACUGGAGAGAAACCGUAUAUAUGUAAGGAAUGUGGGAAGACCUUUGCUGUAGCCUCAAGUCUUAGUGUACAUAGGAGAAUUCACACUAAACAGAAACCGCAUAUAUGUAAGGAAUGUGGAAAGGCCUUUGCUGAAUCCUCAACACUUAGUAUACAUAGCAGAAUUCACACAGGAGAGAAACCGUGUAUAUGUAAGGAAUGUGGAAAGGCCUUUGCUAGUGCCUCAGGACUUAGUGUACAUAGGAAAAUUCACACUGGAGUGAAACCAUAUAUAUGUAAGGAAUGUGGAAAGGCAUUUGCUAGAGCCUCAGCACUUAGUGUACAUAGGAAAAUUCACACUGGAGAGAAACCGCAUAUAUGUAAGGAAUGUGGGAAGGCCUUUGCUGAAUCCUCAACACUUAGAAUACAUAGCAGAAUUCACAGUGGAGAGAAACCGUGUAUAUGUAAGGAAUGUGGAAAGGCCUUUGCUAGCGCCUCAGGACUUAGUGUACAUAGGAAAAUUCACACUGGAGUGAAACCAUAUAUAUGUAAGGAAUGUGGAAAGGCAUUUGCUAGAGCCUCAGGACUUAGUGAACAUAGGAAAAUUCACACUGGAGAGAAACCGUAUAUAUGUAAGGAAUGUGGGAAGGCCUUUGCUGAAUCCUCAACACUUAGAAUACAUAGCAGAAUUCACAGUGGAGAG